Messenger RNA from Balaenoptera musculus (blue whale), 751 nucleotides. RefSeq lists its product as uncharacterized. The record is from RefSeq and is a predicted model, not a curated record. The coding region runs from base 1 to 711 and encodes 236 amino acids. Lineage: Eukaryota; Metazoa; Chordata; Mammalia; Artiodactyla; Balaenopteridae. The transcript has 3 exons.
AUGGGUAGAGUGGAAGGAAAUGAGGUUGAGAGAGAAGGAGAGCUUUCCAGCAAGACCGCCAUCCCUCCGUCCUCACUGUCUGCUCCUGGUCUAAGGGGACCCACGCUGGAUGACCGCCUUAAAGAGGCGUCUCUGGGGGUUACUGCGGAUGCCCCGCAGUCACAUCUGGAGGAGGGCGGUGGGAGGCGCCUCCCAGGGCCACUUUCUCCUCCACGCUCCCUCCGCUCACCCCACCACGUCCCAGGAGCAGGAAUUAAACCAGGCUUUGCCCCUGCGUCGUCCGGCGGGGUCUCUGGAGGCCUCCAGGAAGGGGCCGCCCGGCUGCUCCCCGUCGUGCUCGCACAGCCCUCACUGCCCUGCUCCGGGGAGGACCCCGGCCCCGAACGCAGCUUGGCGGGGGCCUCUGGGCGGCAGGUCGGGAGCUCCCUCUUGCGGGCUGCCUGCUCCCGGAGAUACUAUGCCUCACCCACCGCAACUGCAGGCUCCUUCCGCUCCGCUCCGCUCCUGCGCCCGUCCUCUGCCCACAAGGCCCCUCCCCCUGCAUUCUCACCGGAACUGAAACUCUCUCCUGCGCUCAGAUUCCUGCGGGAUGGAUUGGACUCAGCUGACGCUCAACCUGGGGCUCCCUCAGGGCCACAAACAAAACUGAGGAGAGCCCUGGGAUGUCCGCUGGCUUGCUCGUCCCCAGUGGGGAGACCGGUUUUCGAGUAGAGGCAGUGCGGGCGCGGGAAGGGGGCCUGAGGCCGCCCUC